AUGACAGAAACCGUUGUGACCCUUGUCAUCAACGAGCUGGUUCAGUUGAUCAUUCAUGAAUCAAAAUUGCUAAGGGGCGUCCACCGAGAAGUUGUGAACAUUAGAGAUGAAUUGGAGAGCAUCCAGUGCUUUCUCAAAGAUGCGGAUCAAAGAGACCUCCAAGUUGGCGUCAAAAUGUGGGUGAAACAAGUGAGAGAAGUAGCCUAUCAUAUAGAAGAUGUAAUAGAUGAAUAUGUUCUUGAAGGGGCACAGUGUCGUCAUCAGCAAGGUUUUAUUGCUUUCGUGCAUAAAAUUGGCCGCUUAUUGAAAAAACGAAAACAAGGUCAUGAAAUAGCUACCAAGAUUGAAGAUAUCAAAAUAUCAGUUCGUGAAAUCAAGGAACGAAGUAAAAGAUAUAGUUUUAGUUCCUUAGAGCAAGGAUCAAGUAGCAGUGCAACGAAUGUUACAUGGCAUGACCCUCGAGUGGGUUCACUUUUCAUUCAGGAAGAUGAAGUUGUGGGUUUUGAGUCUAUAAGGGAUGAACUUGUAAGCUGGUUGGUGGGAGGAGCAUCUAAGCGCUCUGUGAUUUCAGUGGUAGGAAUGGGGGGAAUUGGUAAGACAACUCUUGCUAAGAAAGUAUAUGAGAAUGAAUCUGUGAAGGGACAUUUUGACUCCCGUGUGUGGAUCACUGUGUCUCAGUCAUACAACAUACCGAAGAUAUUCAUGUCCAUGACAAAGCAAAUCUACCAGGCAAAAGAUACGGCUCCCGGGCAAAUAGACAUGACAGAUGAGAUCACACUAAUUAGCCAGCUAAGGAAAUGUUUACAACAAAAGAGAUAUGUUGUGGUUUUUGAUGAUGUUUGGAAGACAGAGUUUUGGGAAAUUGUGAAACAUGCUUUACCAUGCAAUGAUUGA
This is a messenger RNA of Alnus glutinosa, 894 nucleotides long. Its product is annotated as putative disease resistance protein At1g50180. The record is from RefSeq and is a predicted model, not a curated record. The transcript has a single exon. Bases 1 to 894 code for a protein of 297 amino acids. Lineage: Eukaryota; Viridiplantae; Streptophyta; Magnoliopsida; Fagales; Betulaceae. Gene Ontology annotation, molecular function: ADP binding.